AAUGUAUCUUUUUUCAUGACCAAAAUUCAAAAGGGGCCAUUCGAAGUGGCUCCCACAAAAGCAGCUGCAGAGCCCCAGACAUUCAGAAGCCAACAGUGAAGGGGUCAAAAGCCGUCCUUCAAUGUUCACUGACACUUUGCGAGCCUUGGGGCAAGUUGGCAAUGCCAAAACGUGUUUUUAGGGCAUAUUGGCCAAUGUACAGGUCUUGGGCAGGAUUGCAGGCCUCUGCAGAUGGUACCAAAGUAAAAGAGGAGAUGCUAACUGAAUAAUCUGUCAUCAUCCCUUAAGUGCAAAGUGAAAUGAGAGUGGAUUUUUCCUUCCAAAUCCACUUGGAGUGAGUCCCAAAAGACUCACUUUUGCGGCAAUCCCCACAAUGACGUCAUUGGAGAGGAGGUUAUAUAAUUUAAAGCGACCACAUUUCCACAGAGCUUCCCAGAAGAGAAAACACCUCCAAAGGCAGCUCUCACUAUCAGAAAACCCAGCUAAAGUUGUGAACGCCUUCAUUUUCUGCCUGAGUCACUGUGCAUGGCAUCCUGGCCCCCUCUAGAGCUCCAGUCCUCCAACCAGAGCCAGCUGUUCCCUCAAAAUGCUACAGCCUGUGACAAUGCUCCGGAAGCCUGGGACCUGCUGCACAGAGUGCUGCCGACAUUUAUCAUCUCCAUCUGUUCCUUCGGCCUCCUAGGGAACCUUUUCGUCCUGUUGGUCUUCCUCCUGCCCAGGCGGCGACUGAACGUGGCAGAAAUCUACCUGGCCAACCUGGCGGCCUCUGAUCUGGUGUUUGUCUUGGGCUUGCCUUUCUGGGCAGAGAACAUUUGGAACCAGUUUAACUGGCCUUUCGGAGCCCUCCUCUGCCGUGUCACCAACGGCGUCAUCAAGGCCAAUUUGUUCAUCAGCAUCUUCCUGGUGGUGGCCAUCAGCCAGGACCGCUACUGCAUGCUAGUGCACCCUAUGGCCAGCCGGAGGCGGCAGCGGCGGAGGCAGGCCCGGGUCACCUGCGUGCUCAUCUGGGUUGUGGGGGGCCUCUUGAGCAUCCCCACAUUCCUGCUGCGAUCCAUCCAAGCCGUCCCAGAUCUGAACAUCACCGCCUGCAUCCUGCUCCUCCCGCAUGAGGCCUGGCACUUUGCGAGGAUUGUGGAGUUAAAUAUUCUGGCUUUCCUCCUACCACUGGCUGCGAUCGUCUUCUUCAACUACCACAUCUUGGCCUCCCUGCGAGGGCGGGAGGAGGUCAGCAGGACAAGGUGCGGGGGCCGCAAGGAUAGCAAGACCACAGCGCUGAUCGUCACGCUCGUGGUGGCCUUCCUGGUCUGCUGGGCCCCUUACCACUUCUUUGCCUUCCUGGAAUUCUUAUUCCAGGUGCAAGCAGUCCGAGGCUGCUUUUGGGAGGACUUCAUUGACCUGGGCCUGCAAUUGGCCAACUUCUUGGCCUUCACCAACAGCUCCCUGAACCCAGUCAUUUAUGUCUUUGCGGGCCGGCUCUUCAGGACCAAGGUCUGGGAACUUUAUAAACAAUGCACCCCUAAAAGUCUUGUCCCAAUAUCUUCAUCCCACAGGAAAGAAAUCUUCCAACUUUUCUGGCGGAAUUAAAACAGCAUUGAACCAAGAA
Messenger RNA from Cercocebus atys (sooty mangabey), 1603 nucleotides. It is a transcript of the gene BDKRB1, whose product is annotated as bradykinin receptor B1. Gene Ontology annotation, cellular component: membrane. The transcript is spliced from 2 exons. The coding region runs from base 526 to 1584 and encodes 352 amino acids. Gene Ontology annotation, biological process: neutrophil chemotaxis; immune response; response to mechanical stimulus. Gene Ontology annotation, molecular function: bradykinin receptor activity. The record is from RefSeq and is a predicted model, not a curated record. NCBI's taxonomy places the organism in Eukaryota, Metazoa, Chordata, Mammalia, Primates, Cercopithecidae.